GGCUGGCUCCUUCCAAGAUGGCGGCGGCUGUGGCGGCGGCGAUGGCGGCGCGGAGCCUGGCGCGUUCCCGGGGGGCCCUGCUCAGCCCGUGCCCGGCCGGGGGCCCUCGCGCUCGGGCCAGCAUGGCAUCUCUGGCGGGUCUCUCGCGAGGCAAGAAGGUGGUCCUGAAAGUGUUGGGAGUCUUGACGGCUGGAGGGGCCGGCCUGGCUGUGGCCCUCCACUCGGCGGUCAGCGCAGGCGAACUGGAGCUGCACCCGCCCAGCUUUCCCUGGAGCCACGGCGGACCCCUCUCCGCCCUGGAUCACAGCAGCGUCCGGCGCGGCUACCAGGUGUACAGGCAGGUGUGCUCCGCCUGCCACAGCAUGGAGUACCUGGCCUUCCGCAACCUCGUUGGCGUUUCACACACAGAGUCCGAAGCCAAGGCCCUGGCGGAGGAGGUCGAGGUGCAGGACGGCCCAGACGAGAACGGGGAGAUGUUCAUGCGCCCUGGGAAGCUCUCGGACUAUUUCCCCAAGCCCUACCCCAACCCUGAAGCGGCCCGGGCAGCCAACAACGGAGCCCUCCCUCCAGAUCUCAGCUACAUCGUCAAUGCCAGGCACGGCGGUGAGGACUAUGUGUUCUCCCUCCUCACUGGCUACUGCGAUCCGCCGGGUGGUAUAAGCUUGCGGGAGGGCCUCUACUACAACCCCUACUUCCCCGGAGAAGCCAUCGGCAUGGCGCCCCCCAUCUACAACGAGAUCCUGGAGUUUGAGGAUGGUACCCCGGCCACCAUGUCCCAGAUCGCCAAGGAUGUUUGCACCUUCUUGCGAUGGGCGGCGGAGCCGGAGCAUGAUCACCGCAAGCGGAUGGGCCUGAAGGUGCUGCUGAUCGGGGCCCUCCUUGUGCCUCUCACCUACUACUUGAAACGGCACAAGUGGUCCGUCCUCAAGAGCAGGAAGAUUGCCUACCGGCCACCCAAGUGAUCCGCACAGAGGGCGCGGACCUCUCCCUGAUGCCAAGGGGCGGCCCCUGCCCUCUCCUGCCCUGGGAAUGUAUGCGCAGGCAGGCAGGAGAGGCGUGUGCUGCUCCUCUCUUCAUUGGCUGUUAUUUAACACGUUUCCAUCCGGUCUGUCACCCGCCGAGUCUUGGGAAGCGGACCCUGGGAGUCGCGGGGGUGGCGGGCACCCAAUAAAUGCGCUUCUUCAACCAGA
Molecule: messenger RNA, 1190 nt
Organism: Anolis sagrei ordinatus
Lineage: Eukaryota; Metazoa; Chordata; Lepidosauria; Squamata; Anolidae
Gene: CYC1
Product: cytochrome c1
Biological process (GO): mitochondrial electron transport, ubiquinol to cytochrome c
Molecular function (GO): heme binding; electron transfer activity
Source: RefSeq, a predicted model, not a curated record